Molecule: messenger RNA, 3657 nt
Organism: Pygocentrus nattereri (red-bellied piranha)
Lineage: Eukaryota; Metazoa; Chordata; Actinopteri; Characiformes; Serrasalmidae
Product: tripartite motif-containing protein 16-like
Exons: 6
Coding region: 116-1792 (558 amino acids)
Molecular function (GO): protein binding; zinc ion binding
Source: RefSeq, a predicted model, not a curated record
AUACUCAAACAAAACCUUCCACAUGUAGCCCCUCCCACUCUGCUGCUCCUUCAUUUCAGAGGAAGCGAAACUGAUCUCAGAGAGCUGCUCUGCCUCAGACUGUGAGUGCAGGAAAAUGGCAGAGGCCAGUAUUUCAGUAGGUCAGGACCAGUUCAGCUGUCCAGUCUGUCUGCUUCUGCUGAAGGAUCCAGUGACGACGCCCUGUGGACACAGUUACUGUAAAGUUUGUAUUAAUGGCUACUGGGAUUGGGAGGACCAGAGGGGGGUCUACAGCUGCCCCCAGUGCAGAGAGACCUUCACUCCAAGGCCUGUUCUACGCAGAAACAACAUGCUGGCUGAAGUGGUGGAGAAACUGAAGAAGACAGAAAUCCAAGCUGCUUCUCCUGCUCUCUCUUACGCUGGACCUGGAGAUGUGGAGUGUGAUUCCUGCACUGGGAGAAAACGCAAAGCUAUCAAUUCCUGUUUGGUGUGUCUGGCUUCUUACUGUGAAGCUCAUCUUAAACCUCACUAUCAGUCUCCUGCCUUUAAGAAGCACAAGCUGGUCGAAGCCUCCAAACAGCUACAAGAGAAGAUCUGCUCUCAGCAUGAUGAAGUGAUGAAGAUCUACUGUCGUACUGACCACAGCUGCAUCUGCUAUUUGUGUACGAUGCACGAACACAAAGGCCACAAUACAGUAGCAGCUGUAGCAGAAAGAAAAGAGAAACAGAAUGAGCUAAUGGAGGUUCAGAGGAGAUCUCAGCAGAGACUCCAGGAGAAAGAGAAGAAGCUGCAGGAGGUGAAACAGGCUGUGAAGACUCUUAAGAGCUCUGCACAGGCAGCAGUGGAGGACAGCGAGAGGAUCUUUACUGAGCUGAUCCGCUCCACUGAGAAAAAGCGCUCUGAGGUAACAGAGCUGAUCAGAGCUCAGGAGGAGGCUGAACUGAGUAGAGCUGAAGAACUCCUGGAGCAACUGGAGCAGGAGAUUGCUGAUCUAAAGAGGAGAGACACUGAGCUGGAGCAGCUUUCACACACAGAGGAUCACGUCCAGUUCCUCCAGAGCUUCCAGUCCCUCUGUGUCUCUUCUGGAUCUGAGGACUCCUCCAGCAUCACUGUCCAUCAACAUCUCUCAUUUGAUGGAGUGAGGAAAUCUCUCUCUGAUCUGAAGGAGAGACUAGAGGAAUUCUGCAAGAAGGAAUUCAGUAAAAUCUCUCCACAAGUUUCAGCAGUUCACAUGAUUUUACCCUCAGAGCCAAAAGCCAGACAAGAUUUUCUACAGUAUUUCUGUCGUCUGACUCUGGAUCCCAAGACGGUAAAUUACUACCUCAGUCUGUCUGAGAAGAACAGAGUGGUGACCUGCAGGAAUAAAGUCCAGAAUUACUCUGAUCGUCCAGAGAGAUUUGACAGCUGGUGGCAGGUGUUGAGUAAGAACAGUGUGAGUGGACGCUGUUACUGGGAGGUUGAGUGGAGCUGUAUUAAAGGAUGUGUGUUCAUCUCAGUCUCAUAUAAAGGGAUCAGCAGGAAAGGAGAGAGCAAUGAGAGCAAGUUUGGACACAACGGUCAGUCCUGGAGUUUGUGUUGUUCUCCUUCCUCUCUCUCUUUCUAUCACAACAACAUUCAGACUAAGAUCUCAGCCUCAUCCUCCUCCAGAAUAGGAGUGUAUGUGGAUCACAGUGCAGGAACUCUGUCCUUCUACAGCGUCUCCGACACACUGACCCUCCUACACACAGUCCACACCACAUUCACUCAGCCGCUCUAUGCUGGAUUUGAUUUUGAAAAUUUUGGAUCAGCUGUGAGGUUAUGUGAUCCAAACUAAUGUGACUAGUUUGCUUCAGUGAGUAAUAAAUGUAUUAUUUAAAAGGAGAGAGGUUAAAAGUAGCUGUAUUCACAGAAUUCCUGUUAAAUUAAUGUAAAACUGCUUUUUAAAAAGUUUUCUUAGAAAACUUCCAAGUAUAUAUCUUCCAUAAAAGAUACUUUUUCCACAAUAAAUAAAUUUGUAUUCGGAUGAAAAGAAUUAAUUUAAUGAAAGGAAUCUGACAAAAUAUCUCUAAAUGACAAUGAAAUGAUAAAAGGCCAAUCAUCCUUAUCUACAGUAACCAUAACAAAAAACUUAAAUCAAGAAAUAUUUAAUCAAAGGUGCAAUUAUAUAAACACAUCAUCAGAAGAGAAUCGAGGUCAGAAUUUAAAAUAAAACAGAAACUUUGACCAGUCUGGACAGCUGCAGUGGGUGCAAUCCUGUUUUUUAGGGGCAGGUUUGUGUUGUGUUUAUACGGGAAGGUUAGGUAGUUAAAAUUUCCACAUUUUUGGCACCCUUGACAAAGAAGUGCAAGAAAGAUCAUGAAAAAGUGUUCAUAUAAAAAUGAGGUGAAAAUAUUAAAUCCAAUUCAUGAAACAAUUAAAUCCCUUUUGAUGCUUUUUUAGUUUUAUUAGCACUAAAAGUUCUUAUGAACAAAAUGAAACAAACAUUUUGCCAUUUAGAUUUCACUUUUUAAGAGGACACUAAAUGUGAAAUGGGACAGCAGCAUGCUGACCUUCAUAAAUCACACAAUGCCUGGAUAAAUGUGUGAGAAAAUGCCCAAAGCCACAGUUUGGGCCAUAAUUAAGAUGUUAAAACAACCAGAGCCGUAGUGAACCUGCAAGAGUUUUUCACAGCUGGAGAUUUAGAAAAGAUAGUAGUAUCUGAGAGUCACCAAGUCUCCAAAACUACAAUUAGACACCACCAAACUUCACACAAACUAUUUGAAAGUACACAGGAGAAAGCCUUGAGCAGUGAAAGAGAAGAAAGCGUGAGCUAAAAAGGAGAGUCCAGAAGAGACGACAGAGGAUCUGGAGAGAGUCUGUAUGGAGGAGUGGUCUCAGAUUCAGUGCUCUGUUUAUCUCAUGGGGCGUCAGAGGAGAAGACUCAUUCCUUGCUGUUAUUUUGGCUGAGGGAGCCCAAGGAACUGUAUGUUUUUGUUUUCUUACAUGAAUUUACUGCAGUUUAAUGUUUGAAUUCUCUCAUAUUUUCAGUGCCAGACUGAGCUGAUUAACCGCAAAGCCGUUUACGUCAUAACCUUCUUCCUCAUGUUUACCGAUUGUGCCAAUAAUUAUGGAGUGGACAGUAUAUUCCAUUUUUUUUUCUCUUUUUUUAAGGUUAUUUUGAGUUUUUGAGGGGACUUUUUAUUUAAGUGGACACACAAACCUUGUUGGCUGGUGUUUGUUUUCUAUUUGGUCUGGCUUUUUUGAGACAGUGAGGUUGAGGUGCAGUGAAAAUCGAUGGAACCUGUUUUGUGUCUUUGGUUAAGAUUUAGAGGAGCUGGAUUUGGGACCAAUCUUAUUGUUACAGUUUGGGUUAGAUUUAGGAUUUGAUUCUGUUCACUUAUGUUAACCUUAAGCCCAGCGCUUGGUUCUCAUGGGUUGAGUGGCGAGAGUUCUUUUAGCAUCUGACCGCUAUAUGUAUUCGUGAAUUUCAUUAUUAUUUGCUUUUAAAAAUAGAUUUUCAUAACCAGUAAACAUGUUUUUCUCAGAUUUUUAAAUGAAUUUUACUCCACAGCUUCCACUUUUAAUGUAAAAUGUUACCAGUCUACAUUUCUACAAUUAUAUUUCUACAAGAUGACUGAUCUGCUUUCAUCUGAAUGUACAUGAUUUCCAGAAUAAAGACUUGUUCAUGUAUCUUGAGUAAAGCUUGACCAUACAGACAUA